Striga hermonthica is the source of this 1248-nucleotide messenger RNA. The record is from the annotation of a GenBank genome assembly. Lineage: Eukaryota; Viridiplantae; Streptophyta; Magnoliopsida; Lamiales; Orobanchaceae.
AUGCUUUAUUGGCUAAAGGAUUGGCACGACUACCUGCCGCUUUACCGCGCGGCGCUAAGGGGCGACUGGGCCACGGCCAAGGCCAUCCUCGACGGUGACCCCGAUGCGGCCAGAGCAAGAGUCGCCUUCACCCUGGAGACUUCCCUUCACAUCGCCGUCGGCACCGGAAAGGCUAUCCCCUUUGUAGUGAAGCUGGUGGAACUGAUGCCCGACGAGCACCUGGCCCUCAAGGACGAGCUGGGAUUCAACGCCCUUCACGUGGCCGCCCUCGCAGGAAACACGGAGGCCGCCAGAAUCCUGGUCUCCAGGCUGCCGGAUUUGCUGUACGUGCAGAGCAACAACGGCAGCUUCCCCAUCCACAAGGCCGCCAUGUCAGCCCACAAGGAAACCCUCCGAUUUCUGAUUUCCCAGACAAAGGACGACGUCAACCCCAGCCCUUACGUCGGUGAUAAAGGGGUUAUGCUCCUCAACGAUGUGAUUGAUGCUGAUUUUUUUGAUGUUGCAUUGGAAUUGGCUGAGAAGUACCCCCACCUGGCGCAGAAAAAACUUUCGUCUGGUAAUUCGGCUUUGAAGAGGUUAGCCUUAAAGGAUUCUGCGUUUUCCAGUGGAAAUCAAUUAAAAUCCUGGGAGCGUCUCUUGUACGCUGGUUUUCAGCUGGUGUUGCGGUCUGAAAUACAAAACCCUGCUCCAAAUUCAAGGGACAUUGAGGACCAAACUUAUAGCACUCUCGUUUGGUUUAAAAGUUGGCACAGAGUGAUUCAGAAUUUGCAUUCCAAUCUUUCGGACGUUAUCAAACAACUGGUUCCUCACGUAAAGAGGAUUCACGAUAAGAAAAUGAUGCAUCAGCAAGCUCUGAAGCUCCUCAAAUGCUUGUGUAAGAACAUGGAGUCAUUAAAGUAUAAAGAAGCUUCCGUGAUCUACAGAGAUGCUGUGCUCACGGCUGCUCGUUUAGGGAUCCACGAGGUUGUUGAAGCAAUUGUGGCGACUUUCCCAGCCUCUAUUUAUUCUCGGCACGCUGACACAAAGCAAUUCAUCUUUCACCUGGCUGUGCAUAACCGAUGUGAAAGGGUUUUCAAUUUGAUUUACCAGACGAGCGAUCAUAAACACCAGUAUUCGGAUUUGGUGGAUUCGUCUGGUAAUGGCCUCCUGCACUUGGCUGCCAGUUUGGCGCCUAGUCACAAGCUCAAUGCAGUUUCCGGUGCUGCGCUUCAGAUGCAACGUGAGAUUCAGUGGUUUAAGGUAAAGUGA